Messenger RNA from Neogale vison (American mink), 4206 nucleotides. RefSeq names its product antizyme inhibitor 2 (gene AZIN2). The record is from RefSeq and is a predicted model, not a curated record. NCBI's taxonomy places the organism in Eukaryota, Metazoa, Chordata, Mammalia, Carnivora, Mustelidae. Gene Ontology annotation, biological process: negative regulation of protein catabolic process; positive regulation of polyamine transmembrane transport; positive regulation of catalytic activity. Gene Ontology annotation, cellular component: cytoplasm. Gene Ontology annotation, molecular function: catalytic activity; ornithine decarboxylase activator activity. Bases 392 to 1699 code for a protein of 435 amino acids. The transcript has 9 exons.
GCGGGGCCCGAGCCGGGGGGAGCGGGCGAGCGGAGGCGCCGAGGAUCCGAUUCACUCGCUGGGGAGACCUAUGGGCCGAAGCCGUGUAAAUGCGUUUUAAGGCGAGUGCGGGGAGUGGCUCGGGGAGCCUCCGGGGGCGGACGCCCUCGGCUCCAGUGCUGACCUGCCCCCGGCCCCCUUGCCUCCUCUCAGCAGGGGCCUCGGCUCCGCAACUGCCACUCCUCCUUGGGGUGUUGCACAAGUUUCGAGGUCACCGGCGACCCCCCCUAGCAGCGCGCCUGGCUCUGGCCCCCGCGAAGGAGGACGGGGCUUGUGUGUUGCAUACUUUCUAAGGCGGCGGGGCGGCGGGGCAGCGGCUCCAUCCAGCCCGAAACGGCUCCUCCUCCUCGGCAUGGCUGGCUACUUGAGCGAAACAGACUUUGUGAUGGUGGAGGAGGGCUUCAGCACCCGAGACCUGUUGGAGGAGCUCACUCUGGGGGCCUCACAGGCCACCGCGGGUGAUGUUGCUGCCUUCUUCGUGGCCGACCUGGGUGCUGUGGUGAGGAAGCACUUCUGCUUCCUGAAGUGCCUGCCCCGAGUCCGGCCCUUUUACACGGUCAAGUGCAACAGCAGCCCAGGUGUGCUGAAGGUCCUGGCUGAGCUGGGGCUGGGCUUCAGCUGUGCCAACAAGGCAGAGAUGGAGUUGGUCCAGCGUAUUGGCGUCCCUGCCAGUAAGAUCAUCUACGCCAACCCCUGUAAGCAAAUUGCACAGAUCAAGUACGCCGCCAAGCACGGGGUCCGGCUGCUGAGCUUUGACAAUGAGAUGGAGCUGGCAAAGGUGGUAAAGGGCCACCCCAGUGCCAGGAUGGUUCUGGGCAUUGCUACUGAUGACCGUCACUCCCUGAGCCCCCUGAGCUUCAAGUUUGGAGCGUCGCUGCAGUCCUGCAGACACCUGCUUGAAAACGCCAAGAGGAGCCACGUGGAGGUAGUGGGGGUGAGUUUUCACGUUGGCAGCGGCUGUCCUGACCUUCACGCCUACGCUCAGUCCAUCGCAGACGCCCGGCUUGUGUUUGAGAUGGGCGCUGAGCUGGGCCACAGGAUGCAUCUCCUGGACCUUGGUGGUGGCUUCCCUGGAUUGGAGGGGGCCAAAGUGAGAUUCGAAGAGAUUGCUUCUGUGAUCAACUCAGCCUUGGACCUGUACUUCCCAGAGGGCUGUGGCGUGGACAUCCUUGCCAGGCUGGGGCGCUACUACGUGACUUCGGCUUUCACCUUGGCUGUCAGCAUCAUCGCCAAGAAGGAGGUUCUUCUGGACCAGCCUGGAAGGGAGGAGGAAAGUGGUUCCAUCCCCAAGACCAUCGUGUACCACCUCAGUGAGGGCGUGUAUGGGAUCUUCAACUCAGUCCUGUUUGACAACACCUGCCCUAUCCCCAUCCUGCAGAAGGGAAGCGCUUCGAGGGCAGCUGCUGCCUACAGAGCAGGACGAGGACACCGAGGGCCUGUGCAAGCCUCUGUCCUGUGGCUGGGAGAUCACAGACACCUUAUGCGUGGGCCCUGUCUUCACCCCGGCGAGCAUCAUGUGAGCGGACCCCGUUUCCCCCCCGGAGAACUCCAGCGGGGCCGCAGAGAUGCCUCUGGGAGACGUGAGGAAAGCAGCAAGCAGGGACACCCUCUGGCCAGGACUCUGGUGCUCGCUCUGCUUCCCCGCACGCUCCGCCUGUAGUGUUUCUGCCCUGUAAAUAGGACCAGUCUUACACUCGCUGUAGUUCAAGUAUGCAACAUAAAUCCUGUCCCUUCCAGCUGUGUCUGCCUCCUCUGCAGCGCAUGGGGCCUGGUCAGCCAGGUGUGGGGUGUUCUCGGGGUCUCCCUUGGUCUCCUUCCCACCUUUGUAAAUAUGAAGCAAAUAAAUAUUUAGGUUUUUUUUUUAAUACUCCAGUGGAAUCUAGCAGCUCAAUUCACAAAGCAGCCUGGGCGAGACCAGGGCCGAGACUUUCCCACCCAAUAUGGAUGACCCCAUGCCCUCUGCUUCAGUCCUGACCCAGCUGUGGUGUGGGCAUCUCCCGUGGCACCCGGCUUCUCUGACUCACCUCUAUGCUCUGCAGCAGCUGCCAUGCCUGGGGUCAUGAGGAAGAGUGAGGUGUCAGGGCUGGAGGCGGGGGUCAGAGCUGCUGUCCUUUGGCCCUAGAGCUGUAGCUCCCUGCUGGUUGAGGGGCCUCUAUGGAACCCAAGACCCAGCCUAAGGCCUGGCCCAAUGUGGGGGCAAAGAGCAAAGAGAUGGGUGUCAGAGAUGUUCUGAAGACACACCUUGCACCCUUAGCGUCCUUGCAGGUAUGUAAGGCAGUAAGAGUAAUGCAGAGAUGGGGAGGCUGGUUUUGCUUAUCCAGGCAAUAACUACCAGAGCAGGGCUGGCCACAGAGCACUGCCACGUCCAGUGCUGAGGGGCCUGAUACUGAUGUCUCCUCAACUGGAAGUUCAAUGUCACUGCUGGGGUCCGAGGCAAUGCACCUGCGGGGAGUGAGCUGCUUAGCUAGGAGUUCCCCUAGCUGCUACAGGGGCCCUGAAAAAUUUUUCUUCUGUAAUUAAGAAAAACUGAAAUACAAAACUCACAUGCCUUAAAACCCACCCGUUCCAAGUACAGAAUUCAUGGUUUUUAGUAUACUGAAUCUGUACAACCGUCACUACUGUCCAAUCCCAUGUUCAUUACCUUGAAGAGGAAGCCUGUGCCCAUUAGCAUUCACGCCUCACUUUCCCCCUUCCCCCAGGUCCUGGCAGUCACUACUCUACUGCCCACCGCUGUGGAUUGGGCUGUUCUGGACGUAUCAUUAUGAAUGUUUUUAUACCCUCACUUGAGCUUCUGUCUGGGUAAGCCUGGUACAUGGGGUUUUUUCCCACACUGCCAAGCAAUUCUCCGACACCAGCUGGGUGUCCCUCAGUUCAACUGGAUUCUGACACUAUCUGCCCAGAGACAGCUUUAGAUUCCACAGGUCAGGGGCUCAGUCCUACAAGACUGCCCCACUCUCCCCCUACUUCAGACCCUGAUCUCCAAGCCCAGGUCGUGACCUGUGUUUGGACCAACAGGUUAUAGAUUGGAGGUUCCAAUAACCCAUUUCUUUGGGUUUAAUGAAUUUGCUAGAGUGACUCAUGGAACUCAGGGUAACCCCUUCCUUACUAUGUUCCUGUUUUAUGAUGAAAGGAUGUAACUCAGGAGAGCCAGAGAAAGAGCUGCACGGGGCAAGCCCUGGUGAUGGUGCAGAGCUCCAGUGCCCUCCCCAGGCGUCAGUCUCCCAGCAUCCCCACGUGUUCACCAGCCUGGAGGCUCCCCAAACCCUGUCCUGUGCAGCUUUUAUAGAGGCUUCAUUACCUCGGCAGGACUGAUUAGAUCAUUGGCAUCGGCGGCUGAACUUGAUCUCCUGCCUCCUUCCCUCCCCAGAGCUGGAGGGUAGGAUAUAACAAAAGACACCUUUGUCACCUCGUCACUUAGGAAAUUUUAGGAUCUCCCUGCCAGGAAUGGGGAUGAAAACAAAGCACAUGUCUGUUAUUGAAAGUCACGAUAUCAUACCUGGUCCACCAGUUCCAGCGUCUCAGCCAGUCCUGGGUCCUGCGUUUAGCUCUGAGGUCCCCUCACGAGGCAACAUGUUCUGAGUGAACUGGGUGCUUGUCAAAAUCAGAGAUGCCUUUUCUGGGCUGAGCCUAGUUUGUGGUACUUUGACAAUAAGCAGGCUGAAAGGUCAGGACCCCCAAGAGACAGCCAGGAUCCCUGUAUUGCCCGCUGGUUCUUAACGCACCACCAGGUUUUUGCAUCUUACCAUGCCAGGCUCUGGCCUCGUGCGUGAGGCUGUUUUGAAGACUUCUCGUGUUUUGAUGCUUUUUUGAUGCCAAGCAGAUUGGGACCUGCUCAUGCUUGUUUGGUGGAGAGGGAAGGAGGGCAGACACAGGUUCUGCCGGAACUGGCCAUCUGCUUCCAAAGGCAGCAGAUGUGCUGCUAAGCGCGCUGGCUGCAGGGAGAUCCAGGCAUAACUCAUUGCCUUGUCUACGACCAGUUCGCUGGGGAGAGGCUUCUGUGGCUUUUAAAGUGACAGCAGCUGGCACGGAGUUGGAACAGAUUUCUCACUGGAGCCUUUCAAAUGUUUCACGUUCCAUUUGCAGCAAGAGUGUGAAAUUUAUACUUUUCUGAGAAACACAGAAGUUGCUGUAACUUGCUUGAGAAUAAUAAACAGUCAUUUCAGUUGU